Messenger RNA from Morchella importuna, 390 nucleotides. RefSeq lists its product as uncharacterized. Lineage: Eukaryota; Fungi; Ascomycota; Pezizomycetes; Pezizales; Morchellaceae. The transcript has a single exon. The record is from RefSeq and is a predicted model, not a curated record. The coding region runs from base 1 to 390 and encodes 129 amino acids.
AUGGACCUAAAGUACGUCUCCUGGGUAAUUAGAAAUGCCCUCACUGUAGCACUUGAACCCCUCAACCAAACAACCGAGCAGAUCAAUAAGGACCUAAAAGCUACCAUUGAAGUCCUAUCCACCCAAAACGACUCCCUUAAACACACCGUCGACGUCCUGGACAAACAAAUGUUUGAAAUAACAAAGAACCAAGACAAAACUUCCGAAAAACUCCAUCGCGUCCAACAACAGCUCACCAACCUCUCUGUCAACAGACCUAGCAACCAAGCAGUCAACGAAGGAAGAGCUGCCGCAAUCGCCGCCGUCGCCGCUGCCACCACCUGUAAUGGGGGUGCUAGGAUGGGCACGACCGUGACUUGGAUCAAAUUGGAAAUGGUAAACGGGGAAUGA